GGGAAAAUUCCCAGAAAACUUUCAGUUUCAGAUUUAGGAGCUGAAAAGUUCCUAGUCCAUUUCGAAGUUCUUUUAUUUUGAUCAUCAACAGUUUGGAGUGAUUUUCUGAGCUCGAACACUUAAAAAAUAUUCUGGAGAUUAACGAUGGGCACUUUGCAGCUAAGAAGGUACGUAUUUUAUUAGAAAUGCUUACAUAACAUAUAUUGACAACCAUACAAAUAUGAAGGACACGAAAAGAUUCGAUCGAUACGAUCGAGUCUGAGCGGCCUAUAAACACUGCAACAAAGCAUUCCACAAGGUAUUUUCGGACUUGAGGAAGCCAUAUUACACAAACUUUUACCAAACCAUGUGGAAGAGACCAUGCAUUUCGACUUUAAACUAUCCCUAGUGUAACAAUAAUUAGCAAAGAGCAACUCCAAUCAAUAGACCAUUUUACUGUUGUGCGCUUUCGUAUCCUAGCCUUUGAGUGAACGUGAGGCUGAGGCUGACCUUGUUUUGAGACAAACCUUUUUCCUUUUCUUCUAGAAAUUAUGCUUUAAAAGUAGUAGUUAGCAUGAGAACGACAUGAUCUAUGUAAUCAAGCAGGAAGGGUUGUAUCAAAACAAGGUCAACUCUAGCCUGCGUGGCAGACGUUAAAAGGCGAGGGGGAGUGGGAUUUGAGCGCGCGAGGGAGAAAGGAAAGGAACGCCUGCAAGGAGACCAUUGUUUUCUCCAUUUUUCACACUCAGAUUGUGAGCGUGAAAAUAGUGAUUGGUCAGAUUAAAUUUAUGUUUUAAUUAAAUGUCAAUUAUCUUCAACUUAAUACCUUUUUCUGAUUGGUUGAACUUGAAAUCAACAUCACGCCAUUUGAGUAACUAAACAUAUGUUGUUAGUGAAGCAUGAUGAGAUUUCUCUACAGGAAUUCAUCGUUAGAAGGCAUCAAUUUCAGCUUGAAAGGACAAUAGAAAAAAACAGUUUAAGAACAAUAUGAAGGACAAAGCCUGUCAGCAGAUGAGUUUUAAACCACAUUUACACGCGCUAAAAAACGCGGCACGGCACGCCAAAUUUUUGGCACCAUGCCUCAUUUACCUGUGAGGAGACUACCUCCGCGAGGUAGUCUCGGCGCCCCUAAAAUUUUGAGCACUGGAGCCACAUUUCAUGUGGGACUGAUACGUUAACAUGUCGAAAAUUGUGAGGACUGUGCCUUGAAAUUAUCAGCACGGUGCCAAAAAUUUGGCGUGCCAUGGCGAUUUUUUAAGCAUGUGUAAAUGGGGUUUUACUGACUGGUUCUGAAAAGUACCAUCUAGGGGUGGUGAAUGGUCCAUUAAAAUUUUUAACAGCUCGCAAAAUUUUACCUUUGCUCGACUUGCUCGCAAAAUUUAAAUGAUUGCUCGCUUGCUCAAGCUCCCCAAAUUUUGCAGUUGCUCGCAUGCUUGCUUUCUUGUCAGUAUAUUGCUAGACAUUUUGUGGAUCUUUCGUUGGAUUAAAGUAAAGGUAAUUCUGUAUGGUGCUUAAUUCUUAUAAAUAUGGCUAUCAAGUUCAGGGGAAAUGCACGUGAUAAAUGACAACGAUAAAUAAUAAAUGAGCUAAUCUAGGUAUAUAUGUUUAAAAAGAGAAGAUAUUGUUACCAGUUGAGUUCUUCUGAGGUUCUCUACCGCUCUACUCACUAGGCUUUAAUUAGGCCAUGUUUUCAAUAAAAACGGUAAUUGGAAGCUUUAGUAUAGGAUUCUUUCAGAAGAGGUUGUUCUGACACAAGGAUGUUGUUCCUCUUCAAGUUCUUCUUCAUCCACAUCAGUCAUGUCCCUUUCUUCAACCCCACCCCUUGUACACUCGAGACAUUCUUCGUACAGCUCUCGGUUUAAAUUGAUGUGAAAAUCUUUGUCUGUGAACUGCACUUUCCAAACAGUUCCAAUCACAAAAUGUUUCUCUUAACCUGAGUGGUGAACUCGUAAUUGAAUAUUAACUAGACAAUCUUCUUGAUCACUUGCGUACAGGUGUGUUUUUACUUUAGACGAAGUUCGAUCCCUUAAGGUUUUGUGCAGGCUUUCCCAAAAUAAAGGGUCCACUGAUCUCUUUGAACUUAGCGAUGAGUAUCACAUCGUCUUUUUAAAAUAUUUUCUGUUUUAUUUGAAAGAAAAGGAUUUCCAUAUGGAUUGCUGCAAGUGGAAAACAUAAGAAGUGCUCACUGCUUGUGAGUUGUAUUCUCUAAACUGCUUGCAGCUCACAAAGCAAAUUUUUUAUCACUGCUCGUGCUCGCAAAAAAAUCGCAGUCCUCGCAUGCUCGUGAAUGAUUGCAAAGACCAUUUGUCACCCCUUCAUCUCCCAACGGCUCAAGUCGGUUUUACUCGCCAGAAGAAAGAAAGGAAAAAUCAUGCUUCCUGUGUGCUUGUUAUCUGCUGUUUGACCCCCAUUAUCAACAGCAAAAUAAUUGAAGAUGAAGCGAUCGAUUGGUUGAGGACUUCUUCUUGCUGGUUAUAAAAUCGCCAAGAACUUCUUUUAAUAAUAAAUUGCUGCCUUCUUGCAGUUCUUCGAAGUUCAGCUCUUCUUUCCCUGCUACCAGCGUUCUUUUGUGUGCUCUGCUGGAUCCAAUUCUUCCUGAUAGAAAUUAUUCAAAGGGUGACAGCAAAUUGUUUUAAUUUUUCUUAGACAAACAUUGCAUUGAAAGUUGCGAAGAGCCACUACAUUUCUUAUUAAAUAGUUUUCCAGCCCGAUUCCUUCAGCAACAACUUGAAUAGACUUAUGCUGGAUUUUAUGUAACUCGGCACAUGUCAUUGUAACUUUCAAGGAAGAUUCCUUCAAUGGACGACUGCAUCUGAACUUUUUUUAUAGUAACUGAGCUGAGUUAUAGGCAUUUUCAAGUAAAAUGCACAUUAAAAAGAUAUUACAGUUUUGUGAACAGCACACAGGUGUGCAUGUUUGUUUUAAAGUAUAUGAAAGCUAUUUUAAUGUUUAACCAAUGAAAUAACUUUAGAGGUAUUACUAUUGCAUACUAUUAUUAUUAUAUUAUUAUUAUUAUUAUUAUUAUUAUUAAAACAUGCAAUUUAAUUGAAAUAAUGACAGGUUUUUCCUUAAAAUGACUAGAUGCCAAUAACCAGUCAAAAAGUGGACAAGGAAACAUCAAGUACAGUCAGUAGUAAUAAAUCAACAACAAACUAUGUGUAUUAGCAAUGGCAGCUGCAGCAGCAACAGGACCAAGUUCAAGGUAUUAAGAUCACUCUGAUUUCUUUCUUUUUUUUUACCUGUUAGUAGGUAUUGUUUUAGCCAGAUAUCCCUAGAAUGAAUUAGUGUGAUUGAUCUUCCCUUCAACUCCAUACACUGUGUGAUUUCCCUCAGCAUCAGAGCCAAGUGUAGAAUAAAUAUUAUUAGUAUUAUUAUUAAUAAUAACUACUAGAAGUAAUGUAUCAAAACCAAGGUUCAUUAGAUCUGAUAUCAAUACCCUGGCAAGUUAAGGAUUAACAAAGGUGCCACACCCACUUUAGUGGACAAACUUUGAGGUGUUUGAAAAUGGCAAAGAACAGGCUCUGAAAUAAAAAAUAAUAGAUCCUUUGCAGCUGGGAAUCAUGUGACCUUUCUUGUGCUAAAAUUAUGGAAUGCAAUUUAAAAUACCAGAGAUGGAAUGAGCAAAUCAAAAAAAUUUGCUGGGUCAGCUAAUUUUUAGGUUUGCUAUUAACAAUUCAAUUUUUACAUGUUGGUUUAAUGAAUUAUGGAAAAAUACAAUGAAUGGUUUAUAUCAAUGGAAAACAUAAAGCUGUACCAUAUACCUUGCGGUCCAGCAAAAUCCAUUUUACCCUUAUAAUUUUUUAAACAUCAGAACACGAUUGAAAUCCUACUCUUAAAAUUGGCCUGCUAGCUAAUUUUUUCAUUUUCAUCUCUUGCAUCAUUUAACUUGUUAAACAUGACAUAAUUUUGCAUAAGAGAGGUCAACAUGACUUCAACCUGCAAAUGGCUUAUUCUUGUAGAAAAAGCUGUUGCAAACCUCCUGUAAUUUAUGGCAACAACUUUCUUUGUUUUCUCUUCGUGAAUUAUUAAUGAGUUUGAGAAGCAACUUGCCAUAACAUGUUUUUGAUUUUUUUUGUACCCCAGUACCAGUGCUCUAGGAAACAUUAAUGACAGCAAGAAAAGAUGGAUGGUGUUUGGUCUUGCACUGAAGGACCUAGUGGACCAAAUUCGCUCUUUUGUAGAAAAGGAAGUUCAAAAGGAUUAUGUCAAUCUUAAAACCAGUCAUGGCAUUGAUUCUCAGAGCUCAUCUGGUCGACUGAAGAAAUGGAGUUCCACUUUUCUGAAGUAUGAAAACAUUAAUGGCAAUGAUGCUGUACCCAAGCUUCAUGGGAAGUUUAAUUAUGCUGCAUUUGACUGCCGCAUAAUGUCACAUGUGGACUAUGCAAAGCUGUACUUAGAGAACUAUAUGGCCAAGUUCACAGUGUUUGAUGAACACUGUGAUGCCUCUGCUGUGCUUAACUUGCUUGUUAGAGUUCCAGUGUUUUCUCUUGCUGCGCAGAGUGCUGCACAUGAUGUUCGGCAAGAUAGAAACACCUGGGCUCACUGUGCGUUCCAAGACUGGGAUCCUGCAAAGUUUCAGCAGUGUUUUCAAGACAUGAAAAGGUUGGUGAAUGCUCUGGGUCUGCCAGCUGCAGAUGAAACAAAACUCUUAGCAGAUCUCAACACCUGGGAGAAAACAGGUACUAACAGACAUAAUCUCAAUAAAAGCCUGCAAUAUCCGUGGGAACAUCCCUACUUGGCUUCAUCCCCACUAGGCUUCAUUGUGGUGGGAAAAGUUUUUAGGAAAGCUUUAAGGAUCUUAGCUUUAGAGGGAAGGGAGUGUAGGUGGGUAGUGGAGCAAGAUUUCAAGGGAAUGUUUGGUUUUUUUUGCCCUUUUUUCCGGUCUUCUCCACUGAAUCAUGCUCAUUCUGCUCUGGUUUGAAAGAUCUUCUCCCCAUACACUAGUCAGAUGACAAAGUUUUCCUUGAUCGUUAAAACUGAUGACGUCACAAGUGAUAGAAGGGGCGUGGAUCCGCACGGGCGGUUUAGGGGCGAAUGGAUUAAUCGGUCAUUUGUUUUUUUUUUGUUUGUUUUUUUGGCUAAGGUGACAAGACAUCAGCUAUUUUAAGCAAACGAUAUUAUUAUCUUGCUAUCAAAGGCGCAAAAUAUUGUAACAUAACAGUCACUGGAACAUCAACUCUUUCCAAGCAAAACCCGUACAGAAAUUCGGAAGCAAAAAGUACAGCACAAUUAUAAGUGACUUUUAACUCAUUUUAUCUACACAUGUAAACCAAAAUGUGCUGCCACUUUUCACUGUAUUCAAAUUGUUUGACAGGAGAUACUUAAAUAACCCGUAGUAAACACAUAGUGAACUUCAGCAUCGGCGAAGGCGACGGCAUCAAAAAUGUCACUUUAGUCACUCAGGUUUUGAAAAGGAAACGAAAACUCGCCGUCGUGUGUUUACGACCUCCAUAACAAAUCGAAUAAGGAAAAUUCACGUCGUGGUCGUACAGUGACGGCAAAGAAAUGUACCAAAAACGUGUGCUGCACGUGCAGAAUUGUUGUUUUGCUAAUCUGACGUUGUCGUUGCCGUCGCCUACGUUGUCGUCGUCGUCGUCGUGGUCGUUGCGAAUUUCUACUAGGGCUGUGUCCACUAUACUGGAUAACUUUUGCGCCGGUACGAAAACCAUACCCGAUAGCAGCUUCUGUUCACACAUAAGAACAGUGAUUUCGGCGCUAUUUCUGUAACGAAGCGAAGCUGCGCCGCGCCGAUCUCUUAAUACUAUUGUUUGUUGCAGUGUGAACACCUGUUCGGCCCGUGGUAGAAAUACAUAAAUGGGAGCGAGGCCUGGAACCCACUGAGAAGGAAGUAAAUAUUCACGAGGGAGGACUUGGAAUUUAGUGCAUCAAACCGUCUCGGCCAACCGCCCCGGCUGGCACGAUAUUCGAUGUGUGUGAACGACUUGUGCCGCCCUGGGUCGUUGCUGUUGUCACUUUUAUCGGAUAGCUUUUCGUGGCGACAGCCUAAAUCUGCAGUUUGAAUUAAAUUAAAGCUUCUCAAUGAAAACAAUGGCAGACAUUACGUGCAGUAUAAUUCAGUGUUGAGAUAGUAAUGAAUCGUAAUGUAGUUAAACUUCUACUUUUUCUUGUUUGCCAAGGACCGUCACUUUGUAUGAAUCCUUCUGUGGACGCAGUAUUAUUACAGAUGGUACAACAGCAUGUUCAUAAGCUGAUAGCUGAUGUCGACAAGAUGGUGUUUGCAGUGGAUUGCGACAGGGAGACAGUAAAGAAUGCACUGGAAGAUGUUGCUGGUGACGUGAAGGAACUGGAAAAACGCGUUUCAGUUGUUGAGAAGGAAAAUAAAGGAUUAAAACGCAACAUGAAAAGCUUUGAAGAUGAGCAGAGAGCUAUGGGAGGAAAGUUCAAGUCUCUAAAGUCAGACCAUGAUUUUGUAAAACAACGAGUAACACAAGUGGAAGAGCAACUUAGAUCUUCUCUUCCUCAAGUCAGCUUUGGUAAAUACGAUUAUUCUUAUUAUCUUUCAAACUUUAGCUUCUGUUUAAUUUUGUUUAAUCCCGUGGUGUUUCAAUGAUAUUGGAAAGCGUAUGCAAAAUACCAAAGGUGAUGAUUGCAAACCUACAUUUAAAGCUUUAAAUUUUUCGUUUAAAAGAGAACUUUAUAAUAAGCGAAUUUCCAAAAUUAAUAUUCGCAAUAAAUCAAGUUGAUGACGCGAUCUGCCCAUUGAAUGACUAAAACGCGUAAAAUUAUCCAUAACUUCAACUUUUAUUCAAAUUUUGUCCAAACGUUAUAGACAACUUUCAAUGGACAGCAAUGAAAUUCAGCGAUUUUGUAGCCUGUUACACUGAUCAAUUGUAGUUCUGAAAAUUUUAAUAGAAGUAAAUCUAUCUACGAAUUUUGAUAUUAUCACUUCUUUUCGUAAAAGUCGCCUUACAAAUUGCAAAAAGAGCUCAGUAUUGUACAUUACCGUGAUGAAUAUCUAGCCGAUGUUUUGAAAACCAACCUAUCGAAAAUUGCAGUCAUUUGUGUGAAAUGGCGUCAAAAGGCAGGUUUUGGGGGCUUGAUAAGCUGCAAACGUGAUCACAAUACUAACAAAGGAAAAAGAAAGAGCGACGAGGAAGAAAGAAGAAGAAGAGAAAAAAGCAGUGGUUGCACUCUUAGUUUUUAUAAUGGCUGCUGUGGUUUUUUGCCAGAUAAAAACCGUUGGACACAAAAAGGUCCAUUUGGCGGUAACGUUUUCAAAAAUCCGGCUAGAUAUACAUUUUGUUAUUCGAAAUCGCGCAUGUGUAGCUCUCUCGAGUGGUUUGGUGAAUGUUAAAGAGACAUUUUUUUAACGAAUAAGUUGUAAAAUCGGUCCAGAAAUCUAGUAAGUAGCCUACAGUAUCUUUACUGAUUCCUAAAAUAUAGAUUUGUGCGAAACUUCGCAAAGCAGAAGACAGGCACCCAAAGUAUACGUAGCGUAGUGCAUUCCCAGGGGAAAUACGACUUAGGACUGAAAUUCAAUGAGGAGCAAAAACAAUUGUGACGUCAUUGUCACGUUAUAUUCAUUCGGAUCGCGAAAAAGACAACAUAGUAAAGUUCAGUCUCUGUGUAAUUCAUGUGUUAUAAUGGAUUUACAGUAAAGACCAAGCUGUUAACGUAAACGCUGUUCCUUUUUCUUGUUCCUAAGAAAAAUUGGAAGUCUAAUAGAAAAGGUUUUUACUCAAGUAAGGAAAUGUGGAUCACUGAAAUGUAAUUUAGCUUUCUUCGUCUAAGCACUUUGUUUUUCUUCCUAUUUCCCCCCUUAGAAAUUUCCAAUUUUGAAGCCGAUAUCGCCUUUUUCAGCGAGCGACACGAUCCAGAAACGAGAGAGUGGCUCUUUGGAGAUAUUAACAAGUGGUUCCAUGCUCCUGGUGACUCCAGAGCUUAUGUUCUCCUGGGUGAUGCGGGAGUUGGCAAAAGUGUAAUAGCAGGAGCCCUGGCAAAGCGGGCACUGGAUGCUGGGUACUUAGGCGCUGCUUUCUUUUGUCGUCACAAUGACGAGACAAGAAAUGAUCCCAGAUGUCUUUUAGGUACUAUAGCUUGCCAACUUUGUAAAUGUAGUGUUCAAUACAGUAAUAUAGUGGGAGGGGAGGGUGGUGUAAGAAUGACAUUAGCCAAUAGUAAGUUAAGUAUUGGUGGGUUGUUUACGAAACUGUUACAAGAACCUUUAGGUAAGUGCGCGCCUUGUGAACAAAGAAAAUUAGUCAUUAUUGACGCUCUAGAUGAGACAGAGUACAAGUCCAGGGACGAUUUUCUUGAUCUGGUUAUGCACCGUUUUCCCCGGCUUCCAAAGUGGCUUUUGUUUUUUAUUACCAGCCGCCCUGAGGAUACCGUGCAGUUCACUCUGAAAAAUUAUAACCCUUGCGUUAAAAUAUGCGCUGGGUACGGCAAACAUCUUAAUGUUUAUCAGCAGCACGAGCAGGACAUAAAGCAAUUUUUGGAGAAAAGAGUCGAUUUUUCCUGUCUCCCAUGCACAGUUGAAAUAGUAACAGAGAAGUGCAAUGGGUUGUUCUUGUACGCGUUCUACAUGGUAGAAGUGUUAAAUAAUUUAGCAUGUUCAGGUAACAUUGGUGAACUGACUGAACUUUUUCCAGGGGAUAUUGAUGAUUUUUUUUAUGUCAAUUUCAAGCGGAUUUUUGAUAAAGUGGGAGCAGAUCUCUUCAGAACUUUGUUCGGUUGUGUUGCAGCUUCUCCUUCUCCUCUUCCGCGGUCAUUUAUUUCAUUCCUUGUAAAGAGGGAAAAAUCAAACCUGGACGAACAAGAAGUUAUUGACACCGUUUCAAUAUUUUUGGUACUCCGAGCUUCUGAUCUGACCUUUGCCUUUCUUCACAACUUAAUCCCAUCCUGGCUGACCGACAGGAACAAAGCUCGACGAUUUUUUGUCGACACCACCAAAGCAGGGGAGUGCUUAAAAAAUAUUGUUCUGGAAUUUCUUCCCUCUGUAAUGGACUUCUCAUCCGCGAAGAAACAUCCGUCUGUCGAAAAAGAUUUUCUGGACUAUGUCUUGCAUGUUGGCGUUCGUGUUUUGUGUGGUUACGAUGACGCAUGUUCGAUGAAGAUCGUUUACAACUGCAUGUCCAGCUACCAUUUUAUCCAGCAGAGAAUACAGAAAAGCCGGAUUGGCGUUUAUUCUGUUAUUGGUGAUCUCAAGCUUUCUGCUCGCUCACAGACUCUUGAUGAUACUGAAAAGGAAAUUCUGCAAGGAGUUUGCAGAGGGCUGGAAAGAAAUACCCAUACUCUUCUGGAAUGUCCACAUCUUCUUCCUUCCUGCCUGCAAAUGAUGUCCAAAGCUGUCAAAUUAAACAUGACAAUUCCCGAUGGAGUGUCCACCACUUGGAUGGAGUGGAGCUGGCUCCCUUUCCCUGCUCCUAAAGCCACUCGUAACAAGGUCACGAGUUGCUUUGCUUUUUCUCCUGAUGGGAAGUUUUUAGCCGAAGUCAAAUACGGAUGCAUCUCGUUGUACAAUUCAUGCUCCCUUGAAAGGUUGCUUCUCCUAGUCGAAAUAGAAGAAUUGGCAGACGUAAAACAUCUGGCAUUUUCUUCCUGUGGUAAUUUUGUCUUCUUUGGAAAAUUUGAUAGAGCGUUCUCAGUAAAGCGAAGAAUUAUUGAAACAUAUUUCCCAUUACAGACAGUUCAUCUUUCAUCUGAAUGGUUUUCGUUUGCCCUUGAUCGACAACACAUCGUGGUGAAGUGUAAGAGUUUACUUACUCCCACUUGCUGGUUGUGCCUUUUAAAUCACCUUUGUUUGUGGGCCAAAUUGGAAAUUGCACAGAGCCGGGAAAGAGAACCCUUAUGUCGAUGUUUUCCUGACAAGCUGAAAGUGACAAGAAAAUACCCCCAAUUUGCAGCCUAUCAAGGUUCGCGCAUUACAGCCAUGAGGCCAUUGUUAGAUCUCCUCAGCGAAAUGAAGCAAGAAGAAUGGUGUUCACUUUUACAAAAGGUACAACUUACUAGAGGAGACGGAACGUUUCUGGUUUCAAGUUGUCAGAGCUGCAAAACUGCAAAAGACUAUGAAGCAUUAACCUUGGAAGACGUUCGUGAGUUUGUUAUUGACCACUACUCUGAGAUAUUUAAAUAUCAAGUUUUGGAUAUGCAAACGGGUAAACCUGUGCUUAAUCUAUCCUCAUCUUCCGGUGUUGAGGUGGGCCCCUUUAUUCAUUUUUGUCACCUAGGCACAGCAUUUGAGAUAUGUGGCACAAUUUUUACCAGCACGGGUAAAGCUUUGUCACUCUCCAAUAUUGCUUUACUAAGCACUAUUUGUCAUCACCUUCUUUUCCGUUCAAGUAUAUUGCAAGAACUAGAACUCAAUUUUUUUCUGUCCAGGUCUCCACUUAAGUCAUUGAAAUGGUAUCCGCCUGGUCCUGAUGGAAGAGUUAGCUUUGUGGUGGAUAAAGGUAGCGUCGUUAACCAGAAGGUGAAACUUGUCAUUAAAGACAUCAAAAGUUAUGCUCCCGUGGAGGAGGAUGUAGUUCUUUAUGUGACUCCUCAUGAGUUCCGUCUAUGUGCCCUCUGUCUCCAGACAGGCACCACCACUGCUGUUCUAGACAGCUUCCACCACCACAUAAGGUUAUUGGACACGCCCGUCUUAUCUGACGAUGACACUCUUGAAGAGGUAAGAGAGAAAGAGUUAGCCUCAUCGACUUAUACAUUUACCGACUUAUCCAACGAUGACACUUACGAAGCAAUAGAAAGGGCUUCACUCUUGUCGACAGUUUCACCUAUAACAGCGUCCGAACUGGAAAAUCUCCUGAUGAAGGCAGAAAAGUGUUUUUCUCUGACAGUAUACCUUGCUUAUCACCACCAGGAGUGA
Porites lobata is the source of this 10807-nucleotide messenger RNA. The record is from the annotation of a GenBank genome assembly. Lineage: Eukaryota; Metazoa; Cnidaria; Anthozoa; Scleractinia; Poritidae.